Messenger RNA from Hyaloscypha bicolor E, 1566 nucleotides. RefSeq lists its product as uncharacterized. The record is from RefSeq and is a predicted model, not a curated record. Bases 1 to 1566 code for a protein of 521 amino acids. The transcript is spliced from 3 exons. NCBI's taxonomy places the organism in Eukaryota, Fungi, Ascomycota, Leotiomycetes, Helotiales, Hyaloscyphaceae.
AUGGCUCUCGUUGCCAUGAACUCGACCUCAAAUAUCACCCUUCCUUGCUCGUCCUUUUCUUCACUCACGGACCUGGUUGUCGCUGCCACCCGUGCUCAGAUAAACAUCACAUUGGAGGUGCAAAAGUGCCCCGGGCUGUGCUUGCUAGCUUGGGGCACUGGAAAUCCAGACCUCUCUGGAGUCGGUACAAACAUCUCUUGGCUAUUUCAGGCUCUUUUGACUGUUUUAUUUUGCCCCCUUCUUCGCGUUUAUCUUCAGUUGGCUUCUUCGGACAAGGUCAAGAACACGGAAAAGGUCGAGGUACUUCUUCAAGAUACCCACAAGGAGUUCCUAGGCGCAACGAUCCUCAUCGCACUGUCCGUCUUGGUCGCUACGAUAGUCUAUGUCAGGCAUAGCCACCCUAUCUUCGAAGUAACAUUCCUCUACUAUCUCGCUACAAUGCAGUUUCUGGCGCUCCUUGGCACCGCACUUUCCGCUCUUCAGUUUUGCGAUUGGGACGUAGAGCCGCAGGCAGCCACGUCCACAGACAGUACAGCGCCGGCAAGCGGGCCGGUAGACGGUACACAGCCGGCAAAGGGGCGCAGAAGACCGAAUUUGGAAAAGCAGAGAGGGGAAGUAGAAAAAAUCUGGGAAAAAUGGACCGAGCAACCUGUCAUCACCACUGUGGCUUGUAUUAUAGGCUUUGGCUUGUAUCUGGGCUGUUUGAGCUGGAUCCGUGGGCAAUCGAUUUCCCUCUCUUUCCUGCCGGAACUCGCCUCGUCAUGCAGCACGUAUGGAAGGAUAGUGCCUCAUAUCCCUCCGGCAACUUCCCCUGCUCCAAAGAUAAACUGGGGUCUCUUGCACCAUAUGUGGACUCAUAUUCGUGCCCCAGGCAAUUUCUUUGUCUGCCUCAUCUUCGUUCUCAUCAUCCUCUGUGCCGUGGCCGCCGUCCUUUUCCUAGCCUACUUGGCUUUUGCGACCCUAGUUUUCCUCCUCGUAAACCCUUAUUCCAACAGCCUUUUCACCCUCGCUUUUGCGAUCGGAGUGCUUUUUUUCACAGGGCAAAUGCAAGUCAAGAGAAAUAACCUGAAGAAGGUCGUCGGCAAACAGUACACGGAUGGCGAGUGGGGUUUCGGGCAGAUAGUUGCUAUCUUUGUUUGGAUGCCUACGACGCUAAGGCUCAUUGCCAGAUGGGUUGAGAUUGCUCCUGCUUGUAGGAGAAAAAAACCGUCAGAUGUAGAGAAGGGGAAUGAGCCGGGAGACGAGAAAGGGAAGCCAGCACAAAUUGUGUGCAAGGAGUGCGGAAAGAAAGUGGAGGAAAUACCCCCGGCAGCUCUUACAGAGAAUGAGCCUGGAGCCAAGCGAGGAGACCAGGAAGGAGAGCCAGGGGAGGAGACAAAGGGAGGAAUUCAGACGGAUUCUCGGGAGAUUUCAGAGACGCCCCCAGCAGCUCCUGCGGAGAGUCUAGAGGAUAAGCCCCUGGAAAAUCUUCAGGAGGAAACCCCCAAAGAAGCUCCUCAGGACGACUCGGAAAGGAGCCAAGAAGCGAAGAUAGGCAAGAAUCCAAAUGAGGAGAGUUAUAUCUGA